This is a messenger RNA of Nymphaea colorata (pocket water lily), 797 nucleotides long. RefSeq names its product calcium-binding protein CP1-like. Bases 106 to 588 code for a protein of 160 amino acids. NCBI's taxonomy places the organism in Eukaryota, Viridiplantae, Streptophyta, Magnoliopsida, Nymphaeales, Nymphaeaceae. The record is from RefSeq and is a predicted model, not a curated record. Gene Ontology annotation, molecular function: calcium ion binding. The transcript has a single exon.
CUAUAUAAAGGCGACGCUUUCCAGCCCUUUCUUACCGCCAAAUUUGUAUUGCGUCCUAGAAAAUAAACACGAAAAACGAAAACGUCCUCCCUCCCUCUUCCAAAGAUGUGCCCUUCGGGCAGGCAGAGGCCAUCGGCGUUGACGGGAACCACAAUCCUCGGGGAGGCAUUCGCUGCGCUCGACGCGGACGGCGACGGCCGGAUCGGCGCCGACGACCUCCGGGUCUUCCACGAGCGCUUUUUCUGCGAGUCCGUCGACGACAAGGCGAUCCAGUCGAUGAUAUCCGUCGCCGACGUCAACGACAGCGGGUUCGUGGAAAUCGGCGAGUUCGGGAGGGUCCUCAGCCAGCCAGCCGCCGAGGCGGCCGAGCGAAAGGUCCUGGAGGAUGUAUUUCGGGCCAUGGAUCGGGACGGGGACGGGAUCAUCGGGUUCUCGGACCUUAAAGACUACAUGAGGUCGGCGGGGAUGCCGGUGAGCGAUAGGGAGGUUAGAACGAUGAUGCGGAUGGGCGGUGGAGACGAGGUGAAGGGGGUCUCCUUCGACGCCAUGGUGAAGAUCCUGACCGUCGAACUCUCUGGAAGUCGUUAGGUCGGAGAGAGUGUUCUGACGGGUUGUCGUUGUCGUCGUCGUCGUUGUUGUUGUUGUUGUCUUUUUUUUUUUUUUUUUUUUUUUUUUCUGACGGGUUGUUUUGAUUGUUUGGCUUGACCAUUAAUCAUGCUAUUACUGGUUGGUGGCUUCUUCUCCUCUAUAGAAGCUAGUAAGGAUUGUUUUGACGAGAGACGCUUUCUCCAUAUUAA